AUGGCCGAAACAUCUAACCACGCUAUAGUGUAUGGGGCAUCGGGUAUAAUUGGCUGGGCUCUAGUCGACCAACUUCUAGGCUCUUAUCUACAUGCAACAUCGUUCUCCAAAGUUACUGCUGUCACGAACCGGCCCCUCGAUUUGUCGGAGUCCCAUUGGCCUGAACCAGUUGAUCAGCGAGAAUUGCAGCUCGUCUCAGGCAUUGACCUUCGGCAGGGCGACGGGUCCACACUAGCGCGAUCUUUAACCCAAAAAGUCAAAGACAUUGAAAAAGUCACCCAUAUAUUUUACUUAGUUUUCACUGCAAUUGAGGAUGAUAUCGAGGAAGUUGCGCUCAAUAAGCGCAUGUUUCAGAAUGUUAUCGACGCCCAUAACCUUAUCAGUUCGAACUUAAAGUUCGUGGCAUUUCCCGGGGGGACAAGAGGUUAUGGGAUUUACGCUCCCAGUGGAACUUUCACGCCGCCCUUGAUAGAGGAUAUGGUGAAGAACCUUCCAAGUGAUUAUGCCAAGACAGUUGUAUACCCGGCAUAUCGCCACAUGCUUGAUAAAGCAAGUGAAGAGAAGAGUUGGACAUGGUGCGAAGUUUGUCCCGAUGCUAUUAUCGGCUUCACACCAAAUGGUUCCCAGUUUAGUCUCGCACUACACUGGGCCCAGUAUCUUUCUCUGUACGCCUAUAACCAUGGCGUCGGUCCGAAUGCCCCAAUGGCCGAGAGCAACUUCGCCACCGAAGUCCCUUUCCCCGGCAAUGUGGCUGGCGCCACCUCCUUGUUCACUCCUGCGGCUAGCAAGACAAUCGCUCGCUUCAUGAUAUAUGCUUCGAUGCACCCUACUAUCUGCGGUAAUGGCCAGUUAUUCAACAUCGCCGAUGACGAUAUCCCAUGCAAAUAUGGUGAAAUUUGGCCUCAUCUCGCCAAAUGGUUCGGUCUUGUAGGCGUCGGGCCGCCUGAAGAGAAGCUGGAACCCACGAAAGAUAGUCUCAGGGUCGGAGAACUUCCUCAAGCUACCACCGGCCUAACCCCUGGCGAGUAUAUUGCCAAACAUAAUGGGAUAUUUGCGAAGUGUGGACGUGUGAAUGCUGUCGGCGGAGGCGUUGGCGCUGGUAGUCGACAAUUGGACAGUGUGGGAUACUGGUUGACUUUUGAUCGUCAAAUGAGUUUGACAAAGUUGAAGAGCUCGGGUUUCGAAUUAGAUGGAGCCCCGAUUCAAGCAUGGUUGUACAGCUUUGAAAUGUUCAGAAAAGCUGGGCUCAUACUUUAG
Messenger RNA from Penicillium angulare, 1257 nucleotides. Its product is annotated as SDR family oxidoreductase. Lineage: Eukaryota; Fungi; Ascomycota; Eurotiomycetes; Eurotiales; Aspergillaceae. The record is from RefSeq and is a predicted model, not a curated record. The coding region runs from base 1 to 1257 and encodes 418 amino acids. The transcript is spliced from 4 exons.